AUGCCACGAGGGGCUUCACUCCCAAGAUCGUUCGGGGAAGGAUCAUUUUCUUCAGGCCUGCCAAAGCGAAUAAGUCUUCCCCGAGCAAGCUCACUUUUAAAGCGAGCUACGGGAAGUCUUCCUGCUGUGAAAGAUUUUUUCGGGGCCAGAAAUGCAGAACAGCGAGCAAAGGCAGGAUUAUAUACCCGAGUAGAGGAGAAUACUCCAGAGUCUCCUUCAAGACCAAGACGACCGGCGCCUGCACUAUCAUCGAGGUCUACUUCAGCAAGUGCAACCAGAAGAAAGCCCCCCCUUGCACCAAAGCCGCGUUCACCAGCUACCUCAGCAGCAGCUGCAUCAGUUUCUGCCCCAUCAUCAGAGGAUCCAAGCGACGUUGAUGCAUGGAUGUUCUUAAAUGCAGGAACGUUUGCUCCACUUUCUGCCUCAGCAUCAGAAGACCUAGGCAAAAUUGAAGCAUGGAUGCUCCAACCUGCAGGAACGUCUGCUCCAACAAAAGAAGCAAGCCUGACUGCAGAACUAUGGGUACCUACUGGGAUAAUGCUUCAGCCAGAGAGACGCUCACUACAGCUGAAGGAAUCAGAAACACAGCUGAUUCCUGCACCAGCAAAGCAGGCCACUCAGCCGCAAACAGGAGCAGCCGCGCCAGCCACAUCAAUAAUAGCACUGUCUUUCCAAGCAACGCCGUCUCCACACCCUCCACAGCAAGAACGGCCAACUCCAACACCAGCAGCCCUAGCCGGGCUGGAUUCACCUUCCCCAGAAGCUUCAACAAAACCUUCACGAGCAACGAUACCGACAGCAGGUCGUAUGCCGGCUCAAUCAUUCUCAACAUUGCCCUCUCCAGCCACAAGUUCUAGUCUAAGAACACCGGCAUCAACUGCUGUUCCACCACCAGUGCCACCGCUAUCACGAUCAGCCCAAACAGGAGGGCAAGCAGCAGGGCCUUCUCAGGCAUUGGCAGCACUAAACCUUGAAUCAGCACCAGCUGAUGAGUCAACUCGACAGCAUACACCGCGAUCAGAUGUAUUUCCACAAGCGGGUGCAACGGAAGCCUCUGCAUCAGGGCUUUCAUCCAUGCUUACUCUACCUAAAAUACUGACAGCGCCUGGUCCAAAUUCACCACCAAUAACGCUGCGAUUAGGGCCGUCGAAAGCAGCAACUUUACCAGCGUCUUUUUCAAGAGGUCCACUGGAACCUGAUCGGACAUCUCUGCAGCCUGGAGAAAAAAUAGAGUUCCUGCCUAUGGUGGCUGUUGGAGACCUGAAUUCUUCACACUACAAAAAUUUGCAUCUGCCGUAUCGAUUUCGUUAUUUCGUUGACGGGGUACGUGCACUGCCAAGGCUCCUGGGAAUCAUUAGUUCCACUGUCACCAGUGUUGUCGAACAGCCUAAGGCCUGGUGA
Messenger RNA from Eimeria tenella, 1401 nucleotides. RefSeq lists its product as uncharacterized. Lineage: Eukaryota; Apicomplexa; Conoidasida; Eucoccidiorida; Eimeriidae. The record is from RefSeq and is a predicted model, not a curated record. The transcript has a single exon. The coding region runs from base 1 to 1401 and encodes 466 amino acids.